UGAGAAAUGUACGCUGAAGUUGGUGUACGUCAGUUUACUGCUCCUGAUUUAGUCUUUUAAGUUACGUUUAGAGGGUGACUGUUAGUUGUUUGGGUGCGUGUUCAUAUUCUUAUGGGAAAGAAGAAUCGUGCUAUUCCGGGCCGUCGGCCCAUUUUGCGUUUGUCACCGCCUGGCAAGAAGAAGGGUGCAACUGCAUGGGAGGAAGUCGAUGCUGGCUCUGGCACUGGUUCAGAAGAGGAACAAGAGUUAGAAGCUGCUGCUGCUGCAGAUGCACCAAAAUCCAGUGAAGUGACACCAAAUGUGAGGAAACCUGAGAAUGCAUUGGUGAAAGUUCAAGCAGCUCCAGUGAAAUCCACAGGUGGUUUGUGCCUAUUAGGGGCAUAUGCAGACAGUGAUGAGGAGGAGGAGGAGGAGGAAGAGGAGAGUAAUAAAGAAAAUAGUGCUGCUGCUGUUGAUGGUGAAAAAGCCGAAGAAAAUGUUAAAGAGCAGGAUGUCCAAGCAGCAGAAGAAACUCCAGUGGAGGACGUGGCACCAGUACAGUCUAACCACAACAGUUCUGCAGAUAUUGCUGAUACACUGGCAGACUUCAUGGCGCACUGCAGUACUUGCUGAUGGAGCAUACGUGGCUCAGUCGGCUUUGGUAUCUCAGGAAGUAAACGCAGCACCUGUUGCCAAAAGUGGUACGGCAGUCCAAAGUAUGGAGACCAAGCAAAAGGUAAAUGAAAGUGUUCUGUCUUUGUCUCGUGAAGAUGGUGACCAAAAAGGUGUUGCUGCCUCCUUGCUUGCUCCUUUGUUACCAGACGAUGUGAAGAAGUCUGAAGAAAAAUGGAGGAAGAAAGUGAUAUGUAAAGAGGAUGCAGUGGAACCUGAAGGGGAGAGUGGAGAAGGAGGAAAUGCUGAUGUAGCUGAUGCAGGAAUUGAAAAUGCUAGCCCUUUACGGGACAGAAUCCGUAGUUUGGUUCAGUGGAAUGAAAGCUCAGAAAAUGAGGAAGAGGAGGAAGAUACAUUUGAACUGGAGAUGAAGCUGGAGAGAAAAAAGGCAGAAUUGCGAGCCCUGGAGGAAGGUGAAGGUAGUGUGAAUGGUUCUAGUCCACGCUCUGACUUAAGUCAGACUGCAUCACAGGAUGACAACAUAGUGGCUCCAGCAAAGAAGACAAAAUGGAAGUCCUCAGUCCACGGUGCUAGCCCAGAAUCAACCAGUCGAAGUUCAGACCGCACAGGGCGGGAAUCUCCUGAAAUUGGAGAAAUCGGGAAUGCCAAACUUGCUGUUGGACAGAAUGGAGAUGAUAUGGAUACUGAAGAGAUUAAAGAAAAAGCUAAACAGACAGUGAAACUAGAGGAGGAAGAUGAAAGUGAUUUAAAGGUGACUUUUAGUAGUGCUACUACUAGUCUGAGAAAAAAAUAUGUAAAAAAAAAAAACAACUGUUUCUAUUAUGUGUUUGUAAUUUGUAUAUUUGCAGUCUUCCACACGAGUAAAAACGAUAUCCCUGCAGACUGUCAUAUAAAUAAUAAUACGCUCAGUAACAAUUCAGUAGUGAGAGACUUGGGAACACAAGUUGAUUGUAGCCUAAACUUUAACCACCUUAUGUUUGCUGUGGUAAGGAAGGCAUUCUACACACGUAUCACAGACUGGCGAGAAGGGGCACUCAGUGGCAGUUACCUCAAAGGAAGACUAAAUGAAGCAGCUGAACAUCUUAAACAAUAUGAAAUUAAUGCCACCCCCAGGGGCUGGUCCUGCCACUGGGACAGGGAGCAUAGACGUUAUUUCUAUGUUAACGAAAAAACAGGAGAGUCCCAGUGGGAAUUUCCCGAUGUAGAAGAGGAGGAAGAGGAGGGAAAAGUCAGCGAGUCUAAAGCUGAAACUGUCCCAGAGGAGGAGGUAGAGAGACUCAAAGAAGUAACAGAUUCUAAAGUGGAACAAGAAGUUGACAUCAAGCCUGCAGGGUCUGAGGUUACAGAGAGUUGCACAGACCCAGUUACUGCUUCUCCUACAGUAACAGUGGCAAACUAUUGGGCUUUGCUUCAGCCCCCCUUACCUUUGGAAAUUCCCCCACCCCCGCCGCCUCCUCCAGAGUCCCCUCCUCCACCACCACCACCCCCUCCUCCACCAACUGAGGAGGCAGAAAUUGAAGAGGUAGAAAUGGAGGAAGAGAGCGAUGAGCCUCCUGCACCUGGAACUGAGGAUGAUGUCGUUUUAAAACCGCUUGCACCACCAGCAGCUUCAAGCAAAAAGGUGAAAGCUGAAGGAAACUUGUCUGCUGCUACCUCCACAACAAAAGCAGUCAAGAGAAAGGCAUCUGAAGCAGACCCUGAGCAGCAGUUAAGCAGUAUUGGAAGCAGUGCAGUUCUUUAUGGCCAGCCAUCAAUAACCCCAGUGCAGUUUUUACCAGGUCAUCAGCCUGCUAUGUCGGUGGCAGCAGCAGCAGCAGCCUAUUGGGCUUUAUCUGUUCCUUUAGCUCCCACAACUGUUGCAGAGACUACUGCUGUUCAAGCAAAUCCUCAGGCAUCCAAACCUUCAGCAAAGCAAGCAGCCAAGUCAUCGAAGGCAGCAGCCAAACAAAGCAAAGCAGCUGAUCCAGCAACAGAUUCAUCAGCUGAUACACCACCAGAUGCACCAGCGGCUCCACCAGCAUCAUCAAAAGGCCCCUCAGAGCUACCUCCAGCUUCACGACCUGCUGCCGAUCCACAACUCACCAAGGCACAUCAUAGUGAUAAAAACAAAAAAAUAAAGAAAGAGAAGCUUAAGAAGAAUAAAAUAAAGAUGCCUUCCUUAGUGCAAAAAUGGCAGAGCAUCCAACGGGAGUUGGAUGAGGAGAAAUCGAGCUCUAGUGAUGAGGACCGUGCUACACUAGCAAAGAAGCGUAUUGAAGAGUGGAAGUACCAGCAGUUAGUAAGCGGUAUGGCCGAGAAGAAUGCCAACUUUGAAGCAAUUCCUGCUGACUGGAGAGAGAGAUUAAAGAAAAGGAAGUUGACAUCAAGCACUUGAAAGUCAUUUUCACUGUUUUUAUAUAAUUGUGUAAAUUCAAAAUUUUGUAUCAAUAUAUCUGUUAAAUAUUGAGGGAUUGAAAACUGUAAAAAAAAGUAUUUAUUAUUUGAUUUAAUAUGGUAAUGAGUUUUCAUACCUCUUCCCAAGUUAUCACCAUCUAUUUGUAAUUUUUAAUUCAGAGGUGAGCACAGAAAUUCUGAUCUAUCAUUUGGAAAUGUUGAACUUUUUUUUCACUUUAUUGGGUAAAUUGCAUUUUCUUAAUGUUUUGUUUUGUGUUUUUUUUUUUUUUUGUUAUAAGUACAUGAUUAUUUUUGUAUUAAAAGGGAGAACUGUAUCGAACUGUCAGAAGUCUUGCUUUUUGUAGCCUGUGGUAGAAAAAAAUGUAGCAUUUGUUUUACCUGGGCUUUUUGUAGCCUGUGGUAGGAAGUGUAGCAUUUGUUUUACCAGGGCUUUUCAUGGUAACUGAUGUGCCAAAUUUCAGUAAGAAUUUGUUCCAUUCUAAUUGACCAGCAUACUAACAUUACACUUUUCAUGGUAUCCUUGGUACCAUUUUUUUUCUUGCGUUCUCAUUAUGAAGUUGAUUACAUUAUGCAGGCUGCCGGUUUUGUGUACAUCGUUUUUUGGAAUUGCUUUAAUAGUUUGUUUUUUUGGUGUUGACUGUUACAUAGUUAGUGGUACUGUUUUUUUUACUGUCAACGUGUUAGUUUAGAAACUGAAUGUCUACAUGGUUACUCAUUAAUUUUGAUUUAAAAGUGUUAUUUUAUUUUAUGGGGAAUUCUUUAAUAAAAUGUUAAUUUUGGCAUCUGCUUAAACCCCUUAAAGUUUGCAUGUAAGAGGUGGCCCCAACUUGACCUGGUGCAGUAGCUGGAGGGUUAUAGCACUGUCUGCAAACUUACUUGUGCUUUAUAUUUUUUCCCCUCCCCUUUUUCCUAGCCUAGUCUGACCUUCAGUUUUGUUAAUAAGCUCCAUCUGUAAUAGCCUUGCAUUUCCAGUUUCUGUAACAGCACUCACUGAAGUUGUAUACCUGUGCAGCUGAUUUCCAUUGUGGAGAAGAGCAAGCUCUGGCUAAAGCUGUGGAAACAGGACAGGAGUGUCUCCUUUUUUUUAAUCCUGUGUAAAUAGAGUUUGACUUGAACCCUCAUGCACUACAUCCAUGCAAUUCUGUAUGCUGCCAUAGAGUUAAGGCACUACUACUAGGCUAGCACAGGGCAAAUCUAAGCUGUAGACACUGUUGCUCAGUUCUCCGCUAGUAAACAGAAGUGCUGUAGCUAAUCUUCACAGCCUCAUCCUGAAAUGAGAGACCAGUGUGGAGGCCUUUUUCAUCCUUUCCUUGCAGCCUACUGUGUUGAUGGUCAGUCUGCUAUGCAAAUUACUGUCUUGUUUGGGGCUGUAUCAUCUGCAUAGGCAGCAUGCUUACAAACUAAUUAGCUAGCUGACAGCAGUCUUGUCUGUCCAUUCCAUAGAGAUUCUAACUGCUGGAUUGGCAAGUUUUUGCUUUGCUAUAGAAGCAUUCUGCCAUUUCUAUCCAGGAAUGGAGAGAGAACUUAGUAUUUGAAUGAGAAGAUAAGCAUGUGAAACUACUAAAUAUCAUGAGAGAUAUGAGUUAUUCCCAGGAACACAGCACUAUUUGAACAGCCUGAUGUUCUGGACAGCCUGCACUUCAGAUGUUUUUUUUUUUUGUUGUUUUUUGUUUUUUUUUUUUUUAUUUCAAGAUUGUAUUUUACAGUGUUCUUACAGACAUAACAGCUGUGUUUAUAGCAUUGGUGCUAGAUGUAUUUACCCACAUUCCAGUGCUUGCAAAAUUUUUGAGUGCUUACAUUUUUUAGGGGCCAUUCUGAAGUAAGGCAUAUAGGCAGUAUAGCGGGACCAUUUUAACAAAUUCUUUCCAUUAGCUUCUAAGAACAAUUCAGUGCUCUUCAUAUGGAAUAGAUCAUGGUUGCAGUAGUUCUUACUAACAGAGCUGUCAGCCUCAUGUAGGCCUGAUGCCCACGGUGACUUCUAGAGCUCAGUACCCUUCCCCCGCCAGGCCAUCUGAACCUCCCCCCUCUAGGGAAGUAUUGAUGUUACCUGUAUAAGCUUAUGUUUACCUGUGCGACUUUAGAGUUUUCUUGACAUGUUUCAUAGCUGAUGUACCUUGUUUGCAUUUUUUUUAGCGAGUGCAAUUUCAGCCUUUUCCAGAGAUUCUUCAGAUAUGGACCACAAUGGGGAAUUUUUUUUUGUUAUUGGUAUACCAGUUACUUAGUUCUUGCAGUUGUUUGAUUUUUUUAAUAGGUGGAUGCCACUUAUGUUUGGGGCAUUUCCUUCCCUAAUAAAGAAGGUAGGUGCCUCUGUGUAGAUAGUGCUCAGACAAAGAUUUCUGUAGUGUUUGAAUUUUCUAUUUGGGUCUGCAACAUGAUGCUGAGAUCUGAAGAAUCUGCCAGGGGUUUACUCCAGAAACCUUUAGGAGGAGAAAUUGCUUUCUGCAAAACCGUUAGUAUCAGAAAAUAAGUCAGGGCUUUGGCUUAUACUGCCAUUGUACUUUCCACCUCAUCCCUGACCAUGGGCAACCCCCUUAAGAAAAGAUAUGAUAAGCAAACUAAGUAGAAAGUAGUCAGGCAUUCAAUGCCGCAGCAGUAGUCAACAUAUCUGCUCAGCUCAAGCCUGCGUUUCCUGGUGAGCUUUUGCAGACUCUUCUUUGUGUUUCUCAGCUAGCUGAGGCUUCUGGCAAAUCUCAUUUUGAAGCUAUCAUUUACUUGCAGAUCUAGACAUGACCUCACCAAGCAAAGAAUCUUCUUUUGGAGUUAGGAUCUAGUGUCUCAUCUCAAAUGCAUGUGACGAAAACAUGUUUUGUUGUUUCUGAAGGUGAGGAUGUUUAGCACACCAUUUUUGUUGAGGAGGAUGUCCCAGGUUGUAAUGUGGAGUCCCAGGGGUUAAACACAGCACCCUCCCUGUGACCCAGUAACUCCAUUGGGUCUCACCCCCCUCCCUUAGGCUGUUCUCCUGAAAUGGAUAUCAUUGGUUGAAGGUUUCCUGCAUAUUUUUCAGAGGCUCCAGCCAUGUUCAGAUCACACUUCAGUGCCAGGAAUUCCCUUUUGUCAAUAGAAAAAUGGAAUGAUGACCCCCCCCCCCCAAUAGAGAGCAGGAAGAACUGGACUACGCUUCCAAAAAUUACUCCACCCGCCCCUUGGAGAUAUUGCCGACACUGACACCAUGUGCCUCACAGAGGAAGUAUCAUUUGGGGGAACUUUUUGUGGGAGUAAUGACCACUUUGAGGGGGGGGGGGCAAAGUUUCAGCCACUAAGAAAAGGUAGAUCUGAUAUUGUUAAUCCUCGUUCAUGCCUUAUGCCUGGAUUAUCGGUUCCGACCAAGCCAGCAAGGUCGGAACCGAUAACCCAGGCGUAAUGACUGAAGAUCAACAAUACAGUUGGAAAGUUAUGGUAAGACGCAACUUAUUUUUUGAUUUGCUUGUUGUGGGUACCCUUAAACUUGUCGCAGUUCCUCCUGUCUUGGUACCUCUAAAAGAUGCCUUUAUUUUUGACAUCUUCUAAGGAACAUGACAAUUGGCCCCCUGGCUUUAAGAAGCUAAAUGGUAUUUAUAGGGUCCUGGAAUCUCUCAGUUCCUUUAAAGAAACACUUUGUCAUAUUCAGCAGUUCCCAUUGAUCCAAAGAAAAGGGUUAGAACUACUGCCACUGUUCUUCUCAUUAAUAAAGAAAGCAUAGUGCUGGACCCACUUGGGAAGAAAGAUAGGUACUGCACUAGCAUCCAGAGCCAUUAACUGUCAGAGGCACCUGACCAUGUUUCUAAUUUCUUUCUGAGACUAGGUGAAGGAGAAGAUUUGGGAAGUAUUUUAUGAAGAUCGAUGGGUGAGAUUAUUGGGCAUCACCCAGAAUUGUGUGUGUGGCUGUGAUUGCAGCAUCUGUGGUGUGUGGCAGAUACUAGAUGUGUAAUUUGGAGGCACACCUGGCAGAGACUGCAAUAUUUGCCAGAAGAUGUGUGCGGCAUCUUAAUGCAGACCUGGAUCAGUACCUCCAUGAAUCCCCCCUUUAAUGGACAGUUUAAAAAUUAAAAUGUAGAGAAUAAUAUCCAGUCCAUGAAACAACUUUGUUACCCAUUAGUUUGUGCCUACAAUCUCAGGUGUGAAAAAUCAGAGUAGGCAAAGGGGAAGUAGUGCUAGCAUAAGGAAACAAAAUGUCAGUGAGGAAAUUCCGCACCUCUCCCAUCCACCACAGAUAUAGUAAGAAGGAUUACUCAGUGCAUAAGAAAUUAGGAAAACAUCCAAAAAAACAAGUAGGUGCAUGUUAUCCCUCUCAGAUGCACACGCUGCAGUUUCCUUAGGAAAAAAAGUAAGCCAUUCAGACCUGCACUGGUGGCACAGAAGGAUUAAGGCUAGACUGCAGCCCAGGCUGCCCAAGUUGGAUUAAUGGCUCGGGCAUUUAAUGGUGUAGGCAAGAAGAAUAGAUCCACUGGAGAACUGAGCUAUGUUAGGAUGCAGGUGUCCUUGCCUAUGCUAGUGAUGACCACUUUUGUCUGCACAUGUAGAGGAGCACACAAGCACAGACAAAAGGACAUAGAUGUCUUUGCUAUGAUGUAAGUGUUCAUGUCACCACCAGGAAAGGGUUAGGCUUAUCACGGUAAAAAAAAAAAAAAAAACGUUAGUCACGCUUGGCAGCCUCAAUUCUACUUGCAUGAGAGUGUACCCCCAACCCCCGAUAGCUCUCACUUUGGUGGAACUGAGGAUUUCUCACUAUUGGGGAAUGAAUGGUCAUCUAGCAGGGGGAGAGGCUUGAUGGUUAAGAAGCACAGAGAAAGGUAGUCCUUAAAGUGUUAGACAUUCUACCUAUAUUAAUGGGCUGAGUGCAUCAAGUUCCAGCACUCCUAUAGGAUGUCGCACAUCUACCAAAACAGGACCAAAUCGGGGGUGCUCUACUCAGACCUCUUCAGAGUACCCAGAAAAGAGAGUCUGUGGAUGUUCAUCUCAAUCGUAUAAGCCUAAAUAUUUCCCUCUGUGUAAAGAAUUCAGAAUGCUGACAUUGCAGGCUGUCUUUACCAUGCCUGUUCUGACAAGCCAUGAUCUGUUACUCUGAUCCUCAGGGAUAUCUACCAUCAUUUACCCAUUCACAGGGACAGUAGUUGUUUUCUCAGUUUUGAGUUGAGGGGGCCUCCAUUAUCAGCAUUACCUCUUAGCCUUUUGGAUUGGCUACAGCUGUAUUUAUAUGUUGGUUGGCUUCAGUUAUUGCUUAUUGCAGAAUCAGACAUUCACAUUUACUGGAUAACUUCCCUUUGCAGGCACUUUCUUGGAAGGAGGUGUAGAGGAGCUGCAGUUUACUAUUGACUACUGCCAAAAUCAGAUAUUUUCCUUCACCAUUUCCAAGGUAAAGCUUUUAACCCUUUCAAAAGGUGUUCCUUAGAUCCUUACUGGAUUCCAUCAACCAGACUGCCUACCUCCCUGUAAACUGCAGUUUGUGGCCCAAUAGUUUCAGCAGGUGACAGAGGAGUCCAUGGUUAGAGCUUGGGAAUUCCUAGAGCACUGUGAUUUGUGACCUCCAUAAUUCUGUUGUUCCCCCUCGAAAAAGAUGCACACAGUAAAGCUGCAGUGAUACCAAAGAAGCAUCUGGAGCCAACAACUUCAAUUCCUGAAAGAGAGAAUUCGUAUUUUACUUGGGAAAUGCAAAGGGCUAGAAUGGGGGUUCAACCCAAUUGGGCAGAGUAAAGGGGAACCUCACAAUCAGACUGCAGCCAUGGAUGUUUCAGACCUAGCUUGGGGGUUGCAAGCUCUGGAGGAUGAAAAGUGUAGAGAGUAGCAUGCAACUCAAAGGAAGUAUAUACAUAUAAAGAAGAUAAUGGUUGUGGUUCAGGUUCUCGGAGUCAUCUAGACAAUUUGAGAAAAAGAGGCUUUGCAGGUGACAGUAAACACUACUGCAGUGUAGCACGUAGCCAAGUAAUGGGGGGCGGGUCGACUCUUCUUUACCCGUUAUGUAGGAUGGUCAAGCCUGACUGGAUGAGAACUGUUUACUACCCGUCCCAAAUGAUGAUGGUGUCUGGUAUCAGCUGCAGAUCCACGCAUAUGGGUGCUACACAGGGACGUUUUUCAUAAGCUUGUUCACAGGUGGAGUGCAUCGGAGAUAGGCCUCCGUCUCUCUAAAUAAGAAAUAGCUCAAGGGAUUCUGCUGCAAAGCACUGCACAAAGAAGCUUUGGUAUUGCACUCCUUUUUCAACAGGACAGGUCUCUUUCUGUAUGCAUUCCCUGCAGUCUCUUUUUUUACAGGGUGGUCCAGAAGGUGAAGGAGAAGCGGCUAAGGAUGCAGUUAAGUACAGUUUUGUCUCAAGCACUGUCGAUGUGCAAUUCUCUUUCAGAUGCCCAGGGUGAGAUCUUGUGUUACUAUUGUAAAUAGACCUCCUUCCUCAGGACAGAGAUUGCUUGAUGCACUCCAUCUUGAAAGUACUGCAGUUCACUGACUGGAUGGUGUAACUCUUGUCCUUCAGGCAUCUGAGGAAAUGCUGACUAAUAUUCAAGGAGGCUAAAAAGCCUUCCACAAGAAAAUUCUCUGUAUCCAAGUGGGAGAAGGUUUUCCUUCUGAUGCCAAAAAAAAGACCAGGUCCUUGACACAGCACCAGUAUGCAUCAUUCUGCAAUACUCAUAUGAACUAUUAAUUUCAAGCCUAGCAUAUGUUUCUGUAUGAUACAUCUCUCAGCAUUUCAACCUGCUUACUGUGACUGGAUCUAUCUCUUUCCCCCUGAAGGAAGCAUCCUUGGCAUCCUGUUAAACUUUUCCUUAAAAGAAUCCCAGCUCAGAUCAUCCAGGAGGGCAGUUGCCCUUCUGCUGGACAUAAACAUCACCGGAAAAACUGAUGCAACCUCUUUUUGAGCCUACUGCAUCAUCCCCCACCCCCAUCCCCAGACACACAUACCGUCAAGUAUUCUGCCUAGAAAGCUGCCUUAUUAACUGGCCACCACUUCAUCAGUGAGCAUUUCAGAAGUACAGCCAUUGCGUGCGGAAAGCUGUCCUUUCCUUUUCAUAAGGGAGAUGGUCAGUCUUGGUUCCAGUCCUACAUUUAUAGCAGAAGUGUCUGCUUUCUCGGUCACUGAAGUUAUCCAGUUCUCUCUUUUUUUUUCUGUAAUCCUCAAAUUAAGGGAGAAACAAUUUGACAUUCUUUAUAAGUACACAGACAAUUGAGAUUACCUUGGCAAAAAACAAGAACAUCCAAAAUGUUUGGGUACUUUGCAUCAAAGGAGGAGGGAAAGCCAUUUCUAAGCAGAUUAUUUCUAAGUGGCUAUUCUGUUGCAUUAAGAUGUGUUACUCUUCUCAGGGGAAAAAUUUGCAAGAGGCCAUGAGAGCCCACAGCACUAAAGGUACUGCAGCUGCUGUGGCCUUUUUGAUGCAGGUCGGUGCAAUUUAUCCUUGUAUCAGCUACCCGAUCAUCCAAAGAAAUACAGACAAGAUGUUGCUUUCAGGGCAAGGGAUAGGUUUGCUGGUGUCACGUUACAUUUCUUUUUGUUUUGUUGCCCAAACCAGCUAACUUAUCUGCCUUCUUAUCCUUGUAAUAGCCUAAGAAUCAUCCCAGCAGUAAAGACUACUGUAGUAAUGAUCCAUGCAAAGAACUAACAGUUGUGUUUAAUAUCUUACCAUAGUUGAUUACUGCAGAAGUACUGGUUCUCUCCUAUCAUUCCCCUGAGUUGGUGUGAGGUAUCCUAUCUCUAACUACUCCUUCCCGCUCUCCUUCUCAGGGCCUCAUGCCUGCUUAGCUCUGGAUAGACAUGUGGAAGCUUUUUUCGUAAGCCCCUGGUCCAGAGAGUGUAGUUGAAGUUCCAUCUGAACUAGUAUCUUUAGAACCUUGCUUGGGAUUAGGUAAGGUGGAUAUCCUGUCUUCCAGGCAAAAAAGCUGUAAAAUGGUAUGGAUGCAUGGAUGGCUGCCAGGUUUUAUACAGAACGUGCCCUUUCUGUUUGAUCCAGAUGGGGGAAGGAUGCUUAGCUCUUUAAAUCUGAUAAAGUUGUAAGGCCUCCAUGCAGAUAAACUCCCCAGUAGUAAGGAGUACUGCAACAGUGAUCAACUCUUAACGUCUGCUGGUACUGUAAGUUUUUAUACAUUUGUACUUAUUGCAACUUGUAUUACCUUCCUUGUGAAGAAUCAAUAUAAUUGCUUGAAAUCCAGAUUUACAAUCGCAAGUGAUCAAAACUCAUUUGUCCUACAAGACAUCUGCAUAGAUCAAAAUAAGUGUUUAUGCAGGCAGCAGACCCGACACCUCCCUAACUUAUAAAUUCAAGUACCAUGAUUGCACAUCAGUGGGGGAUGGAGAAACUCCAUUGUGCAAUGCUCAGCAGUCUUCUACAAUCCAUGAUUCUGUAGUACUGUUGAAUCAAGAUUAACUCAUGAGUAACAGUGAGUUGAGUCACUUUUGUUCAGGUAAUUGGAACUAGAACCUGAUCAAAUGGUCAUCUACCACAUAUAGCAAAGUAUUGCGCAAAGGGCCUUCAUCUGCAUUGAUAUCCAUUGUCCCUAACUAGAUAUAGGAUUUGUAAUUGUUUAGAGCAUCUUCUCAGUGUUUUUCUUUUCUCUGUAACCUAGUUUUCAUUUAUCAAACUAGGUUAAAGCAAAUAGAUGGGGGGAAAAAAGAACUUUUAUGUGAACUGAUUCUUAUCAGCAAAGUUACUAUAUGAGCAUAUUAUAGGCAGAAGAAGGAGAAGCAUAUUUUAUUAGGAAUUAUAUCAUUAAAUCAAAAUGCCAUCCAUCUCCUACAUUGACACAGGCACCAUCAAAAAACUAUCUGAUAUUUCAUGUGGGUGUUGUGAAGUAAAGUGCUGUAAAGAAUGUUGUUUUGGUUAAGGGGAAACCCCUGCCCACCCACGUAUGUGGUGCACCCUAACAACGCUCUAUAUGCUAACUCUGAGGCUGCACAGCAGUAGUGGUAAAAGCAGUAUUUCUGAAAACCACAAUCGGUGAACUUGUUCAGCUACAGUCACACUAAAACCUCAUCCCAUCAUUUAUUUGAAGUCUAAAUGAAGUAACAGUGAUGGCAACAUAAACAUUCACAACACAACUGCUAUGUACUGCCUGCACUAUACUCUGCCCUGUAGGUCACUGUCUAGUAAAGAAGCAACUGUCUAAAUCCUUUAAGUGAAUGGAAAAGAUACACCAACAUUCACUUGUAUAUUAAACACAUGUACUCUUUGAUAAAUCACUUUCCAGUGAAAAGGAGCAUUGCAACAUCUUGAUGAAAGUUUCUUUAAUUUAAACUAUUCCACCUUUCAGUUCAUUGUAUAUGUGCAUUCUUCUUACAUUUGGAGUACAGCCCCUCCCCUUAAACUUUGCUCAGACACGUGACAUUAUUUAAAAUGUGUCCUUUUAUCAGUUUUCUAAAGAUCCUUUGCAUUAUAGGUCUUAAACUGUACAUGCCCUGACAGGUAUACCUCUUGAGGUGGUAGUGUCACAUUUGUGAUAGCUACAUUUGCAUAAUUAGUAUGUUUAUGCUAAGAGAUUUGAUAAGUUGAAGUACAAGGCAAAGAUGUUAAGAUAAUAACAAGUCUCAUUAUUUUGAAGAGACAAAGUUGUUGCAGACCGACAUCCAGAGAGGUGUUUUGUAAAGCACAGGCAGAAAAACAACAUUUAAGUUGUUGAAUAGAAGCAAGUUUUAAUAUGUUGUAAUGAAAGGGGACUAUAGUGAUCUCCACUUAGAAAUGGCCACUAACACCACAAGGCAAUGAAAUUUAGUUCUAAAGAUUUUUGUUUUCAGCUGAAAACCCCAGCUACUCAUAUUUGAGAGCUGUAGAAGUGGUCAGCUCAUAACUAGUGACAACUUGUCGUGCACACGUUAAGUGUACAACACAUUGAAGUUGAUAGUUUUUGUUCUGAAGAAUCUACAAAGGAUUACUAUAUCAGUGUGGGAAGCUUCAUUCCACACUACUCUCAAAUUUAACUGUUCAUUGUGUGAGGAUGCAUAUAUAUUAGGGAAAUUGAAUGAAUGUAAACAUGGUUCACUUGAAGCCCAUUUCCUCAUAUCUGUGCUUACCUCACUGUUGUAAUAUUCAGGGAGUUUUGGGGUGAGCCCUACAUGGAUGCAGGAAGUUUACCGUCUUCAUGAAAGUAUUAAAUCAAAUGGCGACAGUCCUGGUGUGUUGGUAUAAUAGUUAAGAUCGCCAACUCAUAAAUAAAAGGUACAGGGUUUGAUUCUGAUUUUGGUUUAUUGGAUGUGCUUAAAUUGACCCUUCAGGGCAGUUAGCCUAGUAUUCAUGUAUGAACUUAUUGUUACAGACUUGUUUCCAUGUGUUGCAUCUAAGCAUUUAAUCUGACAUCUUUUAAUUGUUUGUUUUACUGAUUUUUUACUUUUUGUCUGCUUUCAUACAUUGUAUCCCUUGCUUAUUACGAGUUGGCUAACUUCAGGAUACCUACAAAGUUGCUUUAUGGCCAAGAUACUAAUUUACUUAGGCAGGAUUUCUGUUCUUGUCCAUUCCAGCUUUAUGCAAGUUAGCAAGUCUGAUGGCCUUAAAUCUUUGGUAGGCAGUUGGUUGAUAGUGGCAUUGCUAUAAAUAGUUGUAUGAAAAGUAUUGCAAACUUCUGAAGACAGAAAGUUAAACUUUUUCUAAGACAGUACUGAAGGGUACAGUUCUUUCAUGUGGGUAAAAAUAUAUUUGUUGGAGGAAAUUGGUUGAGAAAGUUAAUUGUUUCUUUGAGUUUGCAUUUUCCAUCAGUGAUGUUCACAUACAAGCAUUUUCCCAAUUUACUGUUAUAUUUAAAAAAAAAUUUGUGAGGAAAUGCAGACUAGCUAGCUUCUGUGCACUUGCAUGAUUUGUGAGUUAAGCAGUAAGAUGUGAUAGUGUUGUAUUGCAGUCAAUUAUUGGAAUACUUGAGAGUGUGAAGACUGAAAAAAACAAUGUCUUUUAUCACCUGUGCCAUUUUCCUAUAAAUGUUCCUACACUAGAAUGCCUUACUUUAGGACAUCGUCCCAAGUUUAAGAAAGUGAGCUGCUUUAACCAGUGUUAUUGUGCUGCUGUAUGUUGAUAGUACUGGUACAGCUGAGUUUCAUUACUAGCUUAGCAUUUGACCUGUUCGUGUUGUGGUGAAAAUUUUGCAGAAAAAAAAAGAAAAUCUGUUUUUGGAACAGAUUCUGUAGAAGCAAGAAGCUUGCCAGUUGAAUACAGUUCUCCAUCACAAAACCACUUUGGGAUAACUUUUUUUACCUACCCCCAUAGUGAUGGCCUUUGCGGUGUCCCCAUUCUUACCUGUUUGUGGCAGAGCAAGUCUCUGUGUUUUUGUGUUCAUAACGAAGUGGCCAGUAGAAGCUUGCCUUAAAGAACACAUUGCAAAUUUUUUGAACUGUUAUUUUUCCAAGAUUUUUUUAUACACUGUUUCCCAUUUUGAAUUGUUCGAUUUAAAAAGUGUUACGAAACAGGCCAGUUUUAAGGCCUUUUCUGUAUAUUUGUACAUAAAUAAAGUUUUUUUUUUCGUAA
This is a messenger RNA of Protopterus annectens (West African lungfish), 14409 nucleotides long. It is a transcript of the gene FNBP4, whose product is annotated as formin binding protein 4. The record is from RefSeq and is a predicted model, not a curated record. Gene Ontology annotation, molecular function: protein binding. Lineage: Eukaryota; Metazoa; Chordata; Ceratodontiformes; Protopteridae.